UUCAUCUUUCGUCCCAGUCUGUUGCCUCUUGCAUCAUCCCACAUCUGGCUAACCCCGAUUUCGCUUGCCCUUUCCCCUUAGAAUUUUCUAGCAUCCCUCCUAGAUACCCUGUCAAUUUGUGCUCUGCAGUCAAUCAUUCUUACAAUACCUUCCGCUUCCCCCUCCCGCCUUUUCCUUUCCUCUUUCCCUUUGUCCUUCGCUUCUGUGUUGUCCGUCUUGCUCUAAUCGCUUAUAACUUUCACUUUUUUUCCAAGGUUGAAUUUGCCACGUUUGCCGUCUACAGCAUCCCUGUUGUUGGUGACUGAGUACAGUACAGAUGUCUUUCUCUAGGGCGGAGCCUUUUCGGUUCUAUAAUCCAACUUCCCAGCCACGAAAAAGCAAAUCGGCAAAACCUGCUACACCUUCAUCCGGGUCAUUAUUCAGCCAAUUGCCAGCCACACAUGCACUACCUAAGAAGCCACCGACUGUAAUGUCAUCUGAGGAGACAUCAGCAAUCUUACGUGCUCCACAUAGAGAGACAACGAUGACAACGAUAGAUCCUUUUACAACAUUAUCUACGCAAGGGACAGAAUCUGACAAUACCAGAGUUAUGUCCAAUGUUCCGUCCAGCGCGCAGUCGACCUCCGUGCAGAAGCCUCCUGAACCUCAACAGGAGCCGGAUGCUCAUAUCGAUGGUUCGUCCAGGGACCGCGGAACAACAAACAACAAUUUUUCUAACGCAGAAACGUCCUUUGGGGGGGCAACACAGAUAAUUUCUCCUUGUGAUAAUGCAGCUUCUGAUGAGCAUUCGUCCGCUAUUAGAAGUAAGCAUGCAACAAUGAUGCCGGAUCCUACACCGGAAGAAUUGAUGAGGCGUCCAUCGAAGGAAAUCAUCCCUGGCCCCUCUGCCGCAGUUACACCGCAGUCAAUUCGCGUUACAGAAGCAGUUGGGAGCCAGGGAGAAACACGUUCUCCUUUAACCACGGAUCAACACAUGGAUUCAUCCCAUCAGGAGAACCCGAAGUUACCGAUUAUUGCUGUCGAGGUACCGCAAACAAAAACCACGCCAAAUGAAAACAGUGGUGCCGAAUUGACGACGUCCAGUGAAGAUAACGACGAUUCGGAAGACUCAAAUUAUGAAACCGAGUUUGAGGAAGCUGAUGAGCCUCAACUGUCCAAAUUUCCACGGUCGAGAAAGGGACUAAAGAGAUCCUUGACGCCAUCCCGUCCGCGGAAUGUGAAGAAAACGCGGUUAGAUCUUGGGCAAGUGCCUGCAACCUCGUCAUCUCGUGGGGCGUUGUGGAAUUUUCGAUCGUCAGUAUUAGAGCGAUGCGGCCACUGUCGUUGUGACAGCCAAUACACCCCUAACCCUGCACCUUCUUGUGCGAUAGAACCAAGGCAUAUUCCUGUAAAUGGCUACCUGGAAUUAUCACCUGGAGGCUUACGAACCUCCAUCGUUCUCAACGCUGUCACACCCUAUGAUUUCACUGGAUCAUUAUUCAACCAGCCCUCUACUAGUGCCACCAUUCGGUAUAAUUCAACCAGUACUGACGGGGCAGAUUCAGACAGCGGGCCCCAUAAUCAGUCACUACAUAGAAGAAGAAAGAGAGCACGCUUCACGAAGGAGGAAGACGCCCUGCUAAUUGAGCUCAAACAGGGUGGAUUAAAGUGGAAAGACAUGGAACAAUAUUUCAACGGGCGGGAAUGGUCAUCGCUACAAACUAGAUGGUCAAGAUACUUGCAGUCUGACACCCGGAGUCAGCAUGUUUGUAAUCACUAGAAAGUUGCUGGAAGCCUAGACUUCUAGCGUGUGUUGAGUUGGUCGUUACAACUGUGCCAAACCAAAUAGCAUUGAAAAGGUUUUAAUGUUUGCAGAAUAAAUUGUGUCGUCGGAACAGCAUCGGGGAUUCCGGACUAGAUAUAUUUGGAAACAUCAUGUAAUGACCACAGAUCAAUUUCUUUCCUGAAUCCGAAGGCCUGACACAGAA
Aspergillus wentii DTO 134E9 is the source of this 1967-nucleotide messenger RNA. Its product is annotated as SANT/Myb-like DNA-binding domain-containing protein. Bases 317 to 1759 code for a protein of 480 amino acids. NCBI's taxonomy places the organism in Eukaryota, Fungi, Ascomycota, Eurotiomycetes, Eurotiales, Aspergillaceae. The record is from RefSeq and is a predicted model, not a curated record. The transcript has a single exon.